Molecule: messenger RNA, 816 nt
Organism: Linum tenue
Lineage: Eukaryota; Viridiplantae; Streptophyta; Magnoliopsida; Malpighiales; Linaceae
Source: the annotation of a GenBank genome assembly
CGGUUCCACGGCCGACCGUGAGAAGAAAUCAAAGGACAGGAACCCGAUCGAACUAACCAGAGAAAAGGAACGGGACGAAGAAGAAGAAGAAGAAACAGGACGAAUACGAACGGAAGUCGGAAGAAAUCCGUACAGAGUAGCGCAGUAAGCAAUCGAAUAUGGCGGAGUCCGUCGACGUGAACGCGAAAUGGGACGCCUGUAUCGAUCUGACCGUUCGCCGCUUCGUUUACUCGUCCAUGGCUGGUGCCUUCGGCGGUCUCCUCUUUUUCAGGACACCGGUGACUCGCUGGGCUGCUGUAGCAUUUGGUGCAGGAGUGGGCGCUGGAGCCGCAUACACUGAGUGCUCUCGUAUUUUUGAAUGGUCUCCUGCAACAUCACCACCAGCUCAUAAAGUGGUGAGUGCUCCAGCAGCUCCCAAGGUGGACGUUCCUCCGACUCCAACUGCGCAGGAUCCACAGGACUGAAACCUUGACUGAGUGACAGAGAGAGACUUAUGGAUAUAAUACAAUGAUGAUGAUCAUCGGAAGACCCUGAUGUGGGAUUUUUUUUUUUUUACUUUUGUGGAAAUUUUAAGGAUUAAGAACGUUGUUACUCCAGCUGCUUGUGCUGCUGCUCAGUACCAAAUGUUGCUCCGUUCCUCUUGGUUGAUCACUGUAACAAUUUAGCCUGACAUUUUUACUGCAGAGUUUUGUAAUUGGCCUUUGACAGUAAAGUCCUCUUUUUGUCCCGUGGAUUCGAUUCGGGCACCAUGGAAGUUCCAUUUCUUGCAUGGUUGAUAUCUAACAAUAUCUUUCUGCCAAUAAAAACAAUGGAUAG